Molecule: messenger RNA, 705 nt
Organism: Symbiodinium sp. CCMP2592
Lineage: Eukaryota; Dinophyceae; Suessiales; Symbiodiniaceae
Source: the annotation of a GenBank genome assembly
AUGAGCCCCUUGACAUCGUCAGAGCUCGAGCGCCUGCGGCCAAGCGGCCUGGUCUACCUCGUAGGAGCCUUGCGGACCAGGCAAGACGUGUAUCGGUGGUGCCAAGCCCUGCGCCAGUGGCAGCCCCCGAGGGCUCCGCUGAGAGUGCACAUGGAGCACAACAGCCUCGACGAGCAUGCCGCGGCAGAAAUCCUCGAGGCCGUCGGCGGCACUGUCCAAGCAGUGUACCUGCACCACAACGAGAUACGAGACAUGGAACCACUCGGGACCUUUAUCGAAAAGCACUCGGAGACCCUGCAGGAGCUACACCUGAGCCACAACCGACUGUACACAGCGGAGACGAAAGCACUGCUGCUUCAAAUCGGCUGUACCAGGCUCAGCAGCGACGCUACAGAGACCACCAGCAGUUGCUCGUGGCUGAGGUUGGAAUUCAACUACAUCGACGUAGCAGAGCUGAUGAGGAACCUCCCCCCACCCAUUAGGCAACGAAUACAGCUCGACGACUGUGGGUGCACGCCAGGGCGAUGUUACUGCAAGAGACGGCGCUACCUGAAACGCAUCCACUGCAAGCUCCUCGCAAUGCAGCGCGCAAUCCCGCCCGAAGAUCGGCCUCAGCGGCAUCAGCUACAAAGCGAGGCAGCAGCGCGGCAAGGACGGCUCCAGCUGGACCACGAGCCCAGAGAAGAUUCGGGGACGGCGAUCUAA